This is a messenger RNA of Nicotiana tabacum (common tobacco), 486 nucleotides long. The record is from RefSeq and is a predicted model, not a curated record. Lineage: Eukaryota; Viridiplantae; Streptophyta; Magnoliopsida; Solanales; Solanaceae.
AUGGAGGAUCAUGUUAUACAUCGGAACAAUGUACUAGGAAUAUUGAGGAAAGAACAACUAUUUGCUAAGCUGUCAAAAUGUUCUUUUGGCCAAACAAAGGUAGAGUACUUGGGGCACAUAAUUAUAGGAGAAGGAGUUGCCACUGAUCCUUCAAAGAUUGAAGCUAUGGCUUCUUGGCCUACUCCUAAAAUUAUCAAGGCCCUUAUGGGAUUUCUGGGGUUGACAGGUUACUAUAGGAGGUUCAUCAGGUCAUAUGGGGUUAUAAGCAGGCCCCUAACCAACUUGUUGAAGAAAAAUGGAUUUCACUGGGAUGAGGAAGCUGAGCAUUCAUUUCAGAUCCUUAAACAGGCCAUGUCCAAUGCACCUGUUCUAGCAUUAGCAGAUUUCAACAAGACCUUCAUAAUAGAGACUUAUGCUUGUUCUAAAGGGAUGGUGCAGUGCUUAUGCAAGAGGGCAGACCUAUUGCUUUUUUCAGCAAAGCUUUAG